UCUGUAGCGGAACGGUUAUUUUGCGCCGCCGCGCCUCUCGUGUGCAGCCUGCACAGGGCAGAGUGGGGCCUGGUCAGGGUCUGGAUGCGCUCGCGGCGCCGAACCGCUGGACGUACGCCACGAAGGCGUUAGCAGGACCAAUUACUGCUGCGUGGUAGCGCCUAUGACCCGCGUAGCCCGCGUUUGCUGAAGCUGGAAAACCCGAGUUAUUUAUUAGAGCUAAAGCGGCAGUGCUUAGCACCGGGGCCAUAACUCGAGCCAGUGUGCCCCUCCGAGCCGCGCAGAAGUCUUGUAAGGGCCUCAGUAAAAUACGCCAGCAAGGAGAAGCCCGCGCGCAGCACGCGGGCGCCGCGGGCACCGGAAAACAAGCCGACGGCGAAGCGCGCUCCCAGCAGCCAAGCGCGCUCCCAGCAGCCAAGCGCGCUCCCAGCAGCCAAAUGGAGACGCAGGAGACCCAGGAGGCCGCGGCCCCGCCUCCGCCGCCAGUAAAGAUGGAAGUUGAGGCGCCGCCGGCCGCGAGUGCUCCUCCGGCGCCGGCGACGACCCCCGCGACGCCCAGCGAGCCCGGCGCAGCGCCGCCGACGCCGGGCCCGCCUUUGAAAUACCCGCCGGGCUACGGCCCGCCGCCGACGCCGCCGACGGGCGACGAAGAGAGACACUGGGUUUCAGGGGUGGGUUGGAAGCCCGGCCCCGCGCCGCCCGCCGAUUCUUCUAGAGCCGACAACGCGAAACGAGACCUGAAGGGCACGCGGGCCUCGUCGCGCGUGCGGCGCGAGUCGGGCCGCUUCGCGGACUUACAAGAAGACGCCCCGAAAAAGAAGAAGAAGAAGAAGGGCGCGAACCAGUACACGAAGGCGAAAGAACGCGGCGACGCCCCGCCCUCGAAGAAGCAGAAGAAAUCCAAAGAACCUAAAAGGAUUGCGGAGACGACGACGUCCGAAGGUCAAACGGGGGCCAUUGUAGAAAUGUCCCAGAAGGACGCGGCCAUGACGUCGCAACGACGGUUGCGAGCGACCUUGGUCGAGCCGCCCUACGACCUGGAGUUGGUUCCGGACGCGAAGAGAGAUCUGAGCGGUUCGGCACUGAGGCGCGUCGAAGGUACCGCGGAAUGGGAGAAAUUGCUCGCGGAGGCCAUGCUUUUAUGUAAUGAAGCGGCCUGGAGGAGAUUAGGAAAAGAUAGAGGCGGCUCGCAGACCAACCAACGCACUGAAUUGUCACCACCGGACGCGAAACCGCUCAUGCUCGAAUACAUCUCGGACCGCAUCGACACGGACGAGCCGCUCUGGGGCUACGCCGUGCGCACGCAGCGCGAGGCCUGGCUGCAGGGCUUCGUGUGUGUCACGCAGUUCACGACGUGGUGCCCGUCCGUGUGGACAUCAAAUUUCGGGCGCCCCACGCCAUCGACGCGAUGUUGUCUCCGUAGCUGCGCCUGCUCGAUGGCGUGACGAUUCCACGCCAUCGACGUGACGUCGUCCCCGCGACUGUGGCUGCUCGAUGGCGUGGAGGUCCACGAAGAACUCACCGGUCGACGUCCGCGCAGGUGUCCCUACUUCCGCUGGACCGCUGCUGCUCCCGCGGCUGCGGUGACGUUAGACGACUACAAGACGCAUGCGGUGGACGGGGAGGGCCCUGGGUCUGAAGGAGGCUCAUUAUGUCGCGAGUUGCAAGCAUCUAGAAGAUUUGGCGACUGCGAUGGCGAAGGGGUGGUGUGGCCGCGCAUCGCCGAAGUUUCUCUGUUAGGUGGUUUAGGUACUGGGAGAACCUUGAUGGACACCGUGAUAGCCGAGGUGGCGGACCGCGGCGACGCGGACUUUGUGGUGUUGCAGGCCACAGAUCAAGCAGUACCUUUCUACGAGCGUUUGGGGUUCAGUAAAGUGGGCGCGGUCGCCUCCUUCGAGGAGAAGGGCAAGUCCUUGCCGAGAGAAGCGAUGUGCGGUCUGAACGCGUCGUGUGAGCAGCUCGAUAAUGACGGCUUCACGCCCGGGGAGAGGGCUCGCGCGCGCUUGUCCACGGAAUCACUCAAGGCGGCGGAAGGACGACCGCUCAAGCUCAGAGACGGCGCCUGGUGCUUCGUCUGCAAGGAGGACGACACGGUGACGUCGGUCUGCGACUUGCUGAAAUUACCUGAUGCGGCAAAACACGAGGUCAGUGACUCAGCGUGAUUUCCGAACUUUUCCGAACUUCAAGGUCGCGUCGAUGCCACGUCGCCUCGACGCCGUCGACGCGGCCGUCAGAGAGUCUACGCGUCUCGCGCGGGAGCCGCGGCCGCGUCGCGACGCCGUCGUUCGACACAGGUCGUAACCGCCAAUAAGAGCUCUCUGUCGGGCCUGACCCAGAAGAGUCGGGUCAUGGCGUCGACGAUCAUGGCCCUGCCGGCGGCCUAUGCCGAGCAACUCGCAAAGUGUUCUCUAGCGGUCGACGAGCAGACGCUGGAAGGAUGUAACGGCUCGCUGACGACGACGGACGUCAAGGACUUGCGGGAUAGUCCUCAGAAACCACCGACGCCGCCGCCGAAGCCUACAUUAGGUGCGCGCUUGUACUGGGCCCGGAGACUCGCGAGGGCGGCGUUACGGUCGAUACAAGCCCUCGACGAGUACCGCGUCUUCUGGGAACCUGUCAGCAGUGACAUCGUGCCCCACUACCGGUCGUGGGUCGCGUUUCCUUUAGAUUUCACGACUAUUCGGAAGAGGUUAGUUGAUGGGGCCUCACCUUUGGAGUUGCGAGAUGCCUACCUCCCCGAAGAUCUCAGUAUAGAUCUCAAGUUAAUCUGGCGGAAUUGCGCCCAUUUCAACGGCGAAGAUUCUUGGUUAGCGUCAUACGCAAGAAAGGUCGGCAAGCAGGCCCAAGACAUCUUAGAUCGGUUCGCCCGGACGCACGCGCAUCUCCACAACCUGCGGGAGGAGCUCCAGAAGGACGACUGGGACCUGGACGAGGAGACGCGGAACUUCCACAAGGUCAGUGACAGCGUCUGACCUUCGCGUCGAUGGCGUCUUCAUGAGACCACGCCGCCGCGGCGCCGUCGACGCGGCCGUCAGAGCAUCUGUCCCACGCAGGCCGCCGAGACCGACCCCUCGUGCAUGGGCUACGUGCACUGGACCUUCCCCGACCAGACGGUGGAGGACCAGUACCCUUCCUACCUGAUGGCGCGGCGCGUGAGGCCGCUCGGCGACGGUGUCCUGAGAACGACCGCCGACGAUGCCGUGAACACUUUGAAGGGCGUCGUCGAAGCCGCCUCGUCCGCCGCGGAGAAGGCGCGACUCGCGUGUGUGCGCUGCGUCAACAAGGCCAAGAAGACCUUCGGCGAGGCGUACGAGGUUUCGUUGGAGGGGCGCCCGCCGCGCGAGCCGACGAAAUACGAGAUAUCGUCGCAGUUCGUCGGGUCUUCUUAUAGACGUAGGAUGGAGGACACGGACGAAGCUUCGUUAAGACCGGCGACGCAGUGCGUUCCCGCACUAGUGGAGCCCGAGGAUAUCAAUAGACCCGCUCCUUCCAACGUGACGCCGCGAGGGCGCGGCUUCACGGCCAAGCUAGCAAGAGGCGGCGCCGUGGACUAUUUAGGCAUAUUUCCGGACCGUAGAUCAGCUCAAGCCGUCUACGACAAGGCCGCGCAAGAGUGGAAGGAAAAAAACGGCAGUGACGAAGAAACGCUGCGGCCGUUUUCCGUGCCGGACCCGCCCCUGUCAGCCUUGGGGCGGCGGGACGAGUGGUUGGCGCGGGAGUGCCCCUCUGCACCUGUUGCUCUGAGAGCGGCUCACCUCAAAUCCGACACUGAACCGAAUGAUGCUGACAGUCUGAGGUCUAGAGUCGCCGCUUACCUCGAUCAACGCGUCGCACCACCUCCUCAAGAUCCCUACCUGUCGCCUCGUAGUAGAAAGAGACCGCUCUACAACCAGGUCGUGCGCAUCAUCGACAAGCCGCCGUGCUACCAGGCGAAGUAUUGGUUCGUCUACCAGUACGUCCCGGACAUGGAGUUCUGCCACCUGUGCCCCAUGGAGACGCACGGGCUGUUUGAUCGCAAUACGACGCGCGAGGGGCGGCCGCGCUGGCGCUUGGUGCCCGAGGGCCAGUGUCGGGAGGUCGACGUCGGGGCUGCUCGAGUGAAAUUGGUGAAGCACAAGACCGUGGGCAAGACGCCGUCGGCGGACAAGGAAGUGUGGGACGUGUUGGAGAGCGACGAUGAGAACCUGCGGGAGUGCCUCGCGAAGGGGGCUGUAUUUAUUGCCGAGGAGUCCGACGGUGAAGAAAAAGUGGCGCCUUCCGUGGCUUUAGGUACAAAAUCUAGGCCGUCGACGGGUCCGACGUACCCCUGUCCGGCCGGUUGUGGAAGGACGUUCAACCAUCCUCCUGCCGCGGCGAUCCACGGCAAAACCUGCCCCGGGGCCAAGAAGGACCCGGCGCUCCCCGCGCCGCCCGCCGAGGCGCCGCCCCCCGCUGCUCCCGGCGGUGACUAAUGAUCUCGUUCCCCUUUA
Molecule: messenger RNA, 4469 nt
Organism: Pelagomonas calceolata
Lineage: Eukaryota; Pelagophyceae; Pelagomonadales; Pelagomonadaceae
Source: the annotation of a GenBank genome assembly